UAGUUUCAAUUACAACAAAUUUUUCAAAAUUGUUUAGUACCCAUAAUAAUUUUCGAUUACAAAUAAAAUUUAUUGUUUUAAAAAUGGGUAAGUUUCAAAUGCCUACAGUACAACAAUUUUUAAAGAAAAAGACAAUUUAUGGACCUAAAAAGGACCCGGUAUGGAUUUACUUAGAACGGGAAAUGCAAGAAAAUAUUAAUAAGAAACCUUACAAUGAAAAAGUAGGUGCUUGGUUAAAAUUCUUGAAGGAUUUAAAAUAUUACCUUUACUGUGAAGCUAAAAGAAAGGAAAAGAGAUUGAAGACUGAAGUUGGACCUUCAUGGUACUGCGAGCUAUCUAGUAGCCAAAAAGAGGUACUCAGCAAUCUUAAAGCUAAUAUUCAUCAAGACUUAUUGGAGGAUUUGCCUACAAGGAUACGUAAAUGUCUGUCAAAUCUAGGAGUUACAUUAAAAAUAUCAAAGUCUGUACUAAUACAAGCAAUGAAUGAAUCUGUAGAAGAUCCUGGUAUAUUUAUAUGGAAUUUAUAUUCAGCUAUUUAUAAAAAACUGCCCAACGAGUUAAGACCAGAAUAUGAUAUGAAUGCUAUGAUUUUGAUGUCAAGCUUAGUAUUUAUUGAUUUAGAAGAGUGUAUUCAACAACUUGAAAAAUUGACACAAGUUAAAACAACCCCACCACCACUUGUUGAAAUAAAACAAAAGAAAUAUAGUCAACCAAAUGUUCGCUAUGGAGAAUACUUACAACAUAUUUAUGUACCAUUAUACUGCAAGCAUCCUUCAGGGGAGAAAAUGAAACGCAAGUCAUUGCCUCUUAGUUAUAAAUUUAGACUCAGAAGCGAAGCGAGUUACGAGAAAUUAUGCAGAGAUCGAACUUUCUUAGAAAAGCGCAAAGAAAGAAACAAGAAAGAAAAGCAAGCUGAAAGAGUUUGUAAUUAUAAGUUUUGGGAACCACCCAGUACGCUGCGCAAUACAGAUCCCAAAAUGGCUGCUUACGUGAAUAAAUUAAGAAUGCUCAAAAAGAAAGCGAAAUCUAAAUACAAAUCACCCUAUGAGAAUGCACAGUAUCAAGUAGGAGGUGUUGUUUUUACCGGCGGAAUACCACAAUAUCUUAUAUCUAACGUUGCGUUACUGCCUACUGGCUAUAUACCUAUCAAUAAUGGUACUGUACGUAUAGGCGGAGAAUACAUCACAAUUCUACAUGGAUUUUGGAAAUUUCCGAAGGAAGUAAAAGAAAAGUGUGAUGAAACUUGUAAUUGUUUAACGAAAUGGGAAGACAUUGUAAUGGAAUAUUUAAAAGUGUCCAAAUGUAGAUGCGGUCACUUGUACGACCUUUACAAUGAAGGGAAAGCCAAAGAAAAAUAUUUUCACUCCUCUACAAGACACGGCCGUUUUUGGAUAGAUAAUGCUAAAGUUUAUCAAAUGGAUCCAUUGGACGAAUUUAUAAAAGACACUGUCAAGGAAGCACUCAUGUCCGUCGAUCCUACGCCUGAAUCUUCCACCCCAACAAUAUCGGCUACUGGGCUCAAAGAGAAAGAUCUUUUAGCGGCACUUCUAGCCGAUUUAUCAAAUACUCCUCUGCUAAUACCUCAUCUACCACAAGCUAAUCUUUUAAACAACCUUCAAGAAUGGGUAAGAAAACGAGUAAAAGGCAAAAUAAGCCCAAAGGAACAUAAACGGUUAAUUCUACAAUCACAACGUCGCUGGCUAGAUCUGAAACAUAUGGAUUUUAGAGCUCGCGCAUAUAGGAUUCCAUUUACACUAAAACAACUAGAACAUAUGAAUUGGUCACAUCGACAAUUAGUACAAACUCUGUUCGAUAUAUUAUUGAAUAAUUUUAUAACAAGAAAUAGAAUUAAACAAGUUGAGCAAACUCGCUUGUGGUGGUCUACAACUAAAUAUGACGCAUACCCGAGUAAACCUUUUCUGGAUAUAUAUUUUACAUACAUGUCUGGAAGAAUGAAAGACACUUUCCUGAUUAAUCCUCAUAGCUCUGAACUUACACCAAAGCACGGUGCUAAAACCUGCUCUCUGCAUUAAAUAAGAUUUGGCGUGACAACUGCACAAUGUGCGCAAUGCUUGAUCUAAUUAAGGCAACACGAUUUGAUAAGUCCAAAUUGCAGACAAGAGUGGCAUUGCAUGAAAAAAGAAAAAUAGCGUCUAGUCUGGUUUCCGCCUGAACCUUGGGUGUAAA
Molecule: messenger RNA, 2187 nt
Organism: Galleria mellonella (greater wax moth)
Lineage: Eukaryota; Metazoa; Arthropoda; Insecta; Lepidoptera; Pyralidae
Gene: ssp5
Exons: 16
Coding region: 84-2033 (649 amino acids)
Source: RefSeq, a predicted model, not a curated record